This is a messenger RNA of Hydatigera taeniaeformis, 837 nucleotides long. NCBI's taxonomy places the organism in Eukaryota, Metazoa, Platyhelminthes, Cestoda, Cyclophyllidea, Taeniidae. The record is from the annotation of a GenBank genome assembly.
CUGUCGCAUCAACCGUUCGAUUGGCCUGACGAUACUGAUUCGUCCUCAUCACCAGAGCGCGUACUCUGUGGCGAACACGCUCGGACGCGGGACGCUCCUGUCUGUCCUCUGAGUGCUGUGUCUCCUUCUGCAUCUGAUUUAUCUUUACGUCGUAGAGAUUCUGACUGCACUGCGAGGCGUGAUGGUAAAAGAUUGGGGAUGAUAAUGCUCCCGGGGGUGGUUGGCUUCGAAAUUAUAAAGACGUAUGUGCCUCCCCUUCUCUACGCAAAGUUCCGCAGUUUUUACUACCCACUGAGUUAUGCCAAAUUCGCUUUGUCCAUUAAACUUUUGCUUUCGCUUGUCUACUUUAAGGAUAAGAAAAUAUGUAAAAAAAAGUGUGUCGUAAGAAGUACACUUGCUGCUGAAGGGUCCUCCCCAUGUGUGGCCAAAGAUGUAUGUCCAACUAAGCGCGACUCAAAACCGGAACUGGUGGAUGGAAUGGAUUCUGGGAAUCCCUCUACUUCGCUAUGCCCAGUUUCGGAACGUGAUUGCAUGGUUGAAAGUGCACCCAUUACCACCAGCAAAGUUGGAAGUACAGUCACAAAUGCUUCCGUAGUCCCUCCUGAGGAAAAAUCUCCUGUCUCAGGCGUUGUUACUCCCAGUGAUUUCAUUUACAAGCCAAGAGUUAGGUGCUCUGUGGCAUUAUCGUCAGGACAUAGCAAUGGCAAGCACUCUUAUCGUUCGUCAAUACGUGCAGAUUCCCAUGUCAGCACCUCCUUUACCGAUGAGCCCUCGCAUUCUACCCAAUUUUGUGCUCACAGAUGCUCUCGAAGUUCCCGCCAGAAUCACCAUCACUAA